Messenger RNA from Cryphonectria parasitica EP155, 868 nucleotides. RefSeq lists its product as uncharacterized. Gene Ontology annotation, cellular component: cytosolic large ribosomal subunit; ribosome. The transcript has 5 exons. Gene Ontology annotation, molecular function: large ribosomal subunit rRNA binding; structural constituent of ribosome. Bases 33 to 530 code for a protein of 165 amino acids. The record is from RefSeq and is a predicted model, not a curated record. Lineage: Eukaryota; Fungi; Ascomycota; Sordariomycetes; Diaporthales; Cryphonectriaceae. Gene Ontology annotation, biological process: translation.
CACAAGUCAAUCCCUUCGCCAAAUCAGUCACCAUGCCUCCCAAGUUCGACCCCAAUGAGGUGAAGGUCAUCUACCUCCGCGCCACCGGAGGUGAGGUCGGUGCCUCCUCUGCGCUUGCGCCCAAGAUUGGUCCUCUGGGUCUCUCCCCCAAGAAAGUUGGUGAAGAUAUCGCCAAGGCGACUGGUGACUGGAAGGGUCUCCGCGUCACCGUCCAGCUCACCAUCCAGAACCGUCAAGCCGCCGUGUCCGUCGUUCCUAGCGCAUCCUCGCUCGUGAUCCGCGCCCUCAAGGAGCCUCCCCGCGACCGCAAGAAGGAGAAGAACAUCAAGCACAACAAGUCUGUUGCUCUGGACGAGAUCAUCGAGAUCGCUCGGACGAUGAAGUACAAGUCCUUCUCCAAGACUCUCGAGGGUACCGUCAAGGAGGUUUUGGGCACGGCCUUCAGCGUCGGCUGCCAGGUUGACGGAAAGAGCCCCAAGGCGAUCCAGGACGCGAUCGCGGCGGGCGAGAUUGACAUUCCUGAAGAGUAAACAAAAUUUCGACCUCAUGAGGCAAGGUGGUUUGGGAUUCUCAGGCAUGUCAAAUGGAGUUCAGGGCUUGCUCUUUAAGCUAGGCGUGGCCAUACAAAAAGCACUAUGGCUGGCAAUGAUACACCGCAACAACCAAAAAACGUUGAACAAGCAAGCCUGCCGAGCUCUUUCUUUUCCACCUCUUCCCGGUCUGUGAGAAGGUCUUCAGUGCCUCUGCCUUGUUCCCCCUAAUUGCCUCUCCCUCCCCAAAAACCCCAAUUGCAUAAUUCCAAGCAGACGAGAACGAAACGAAACGAUACCUAUGCGAAAUCAAAUGAUGCAAACCCUGGCCAACACUC